Molecule: messenger RNA, 874 nt
Organism: Perognathus longimembris pacificus (Pacific pocket mouse)
Lineage: Eukaryota; Metazoa; Chordata; Mammalia; Rodentia; Heteromyidae
Gene: Tmem238l
Product: transmembrane protein 238 like
Exons: 2
Coding region: 77-316 (79 amino acids)
Source: RefSeq, a predicted model, not a curated record
GGCAGACAGGACUGCCAUCUAGCAUGCAAAUUACCACUGGGGAGUGUGGCUGCACUUCUCUGGCUGCUCUCAGGCAAUGCUCCUAGGUAGGCUGUGUGCCGGAUGCCAUCCUGGGCGCUGUGUGUUCUUCCUCACUGUUGCGCUCCUGAGUGACGCUGUAGGCCUGGUCCUUUUGUUGCUGGGGAUCUUUGCCACACUGAACUACUGGGACUUUUUAGUCUACACAGGAGCUCUGAUCUUGGCUUUCAGUCUUCUGUUCUGGCUUGCCUGGUACUGCUUCAAUAUUGAAGGGCCUCUUGAGAAGCUGGAUAUAUAGUUUGACCAUGGACCAAAGAAGAAGACUGCAGGUGGCAUGCCACUGUAAACCUGGGGUCGAAAGAGGGCAUCAGAUGCAGCUCCCAUCCAGGGCACCCACUCAAGACCAGGCCCUGUUUAAUGCAAAAGAAACAAAUCAAGAUACUCUUUCUUGGCAGCACAUCUUUUGAGUGGUAUCCACGAAAGACUCAAGACUGCAAUGUCAAGGUUUUCAAAGCACCUACAAGGAUGCCUAUACGUGGCUCUGAAAGCCAGGACUCCAUCUGGAAGCUCAGUACCUUGCACCAGGCCACUGAAAUUGCUGCGGCCACCUCAACUGUUUAUGAAAACCUUGAAAAGCCAUGAAGUUACUUCAGUGGGGCUUUUAUGGAAUAACUCUGUUAUGGGCUUACAUGCCUCAGAGAAGCUCCAGGCUCUUCUCGGUGUCCUUUCCAAAUAAUUGGAGUCAAAGAAAGAAAUCCCUGGGGAGGGGAGGAGGUGGUUUGUUACAAGCACACAUCACAGAGCAUUGCUGCUACUUCUGUCUAAGUCUUUGACUUCUGUGAUUCUGUGAAUCUCU